AUGUCGACUUCUGAGGAAAUCCGAGCGAAGGGCAAUGAGUUCUACAAGGCCGGGAAGAUUGCAGAGUCCAUUCCAUUCUAUCAGCGAGCUGCAGAACUCAGUCCAGCUGACAGGACGCCAUGGUCGAAUCUCGCCGCCGCUCACUUUGAGCUGGGAGACUAUCGUUCGUCCAUCUCAGCAUGCGAGACGGCGAUGUCCUUGCUUUCUGCCGACAGUCCCGACUUUGUGACAGUGAAGGAAAAGCUGAGUCUACGGAUGGCCAAGGCUUUCUUGCACACCAGAAAGUACGAUGCUGCCGCAACAGUGGUCGGUCAGUUGAGUCCAUCGAUGGAGAAAGAUUCGUUGGAGCGCUGUGUCGGCCUUUACCUGCAAGCAGAGAAACUCUUCUCCAAGCCGCACAAGGUUUCCGAGUACAUUGUGCUCAAUCUUCCUCGGUACAAGCCAACUCUCAUCAACACUGCGGAGUUCUAUCCGAUCGGACACGACACACCGGAGUCGCUAUGGGAUCCGUCACUCUCAGCAUCUCCCAGAGAGACCACAUCUCUCCUCUUCGGCGGGAUUGGCGAUGCCCGAAAUCUGUUCCAGACUCUUGUGGAGAUCGCACGCCAUGAGGCCAAGAACAAGAAUACCGAGCGCAAGAAGUACCACUUUACGAUUGUUGACCUCAAGGCUGCAUGCAUCGCUCGGAUCCUGGUCGUUGUCAUGAUGCUGGAGGAGCUUUCUAAGGCUCCGGAAGACGAGAAUCAGCUCCACAAGAACCGGCUGCUCCACUGUCUGUUCUAUACGCUCUUGUCACCACUGAUGCCCGCCAAGAUCUACGACGUACUGCAAACCCAGAUCUCACGUGCAAUCGAAGCGCUUGAGGGUCGAGGUGGCAUGCCCGAGUACUUGAGUAUCCCGGAGAUGUACACAUCGGACGUGUUGCGCUUUCUGAUGGAUUGGAAGAACUCGGUUCAGUCGGAGUUUCCAACCGCGAGAGUCCACCAGCAAUUGCUCAUCAAGCGCCAGCAGGAAGACAUGCAGUGGGCACCGCGGAGAGCUCAGGAUCCUGAAGCUGGAAGACCUCUUCCGGUGUGCAGAAAGGAAGCGGCUUUCCACGCACAAACUGGAGCUGUGCUGUUGUCUCCUGUGAGUAUGCGAGAGGUGGAUCCUGAGAUUCAGAAGCAUUUCGAAGACUUGCAGCCUCGUAAGGUCAAUCCGCAGACUGUACCGGCUGCUGCGAGAGCUGCCGUCAAAGCAAAUUGGCGGACCAAUGUCACUCUCUUCGAUCUGGAGUGGAUGUAUAGCCGGGCGAACGAUGAGGGCGAGCGGACUGACAUUGAUACUGGAGAGUCACCGUACACCAUUGCCGCAAAGAUAGAAGAACUCGGAAUCAAACCGCGAGGAGCUCAGUGUCUCUACGACUAUGUCGCACCCUGGCUGUUUCAAAUCGCCAAAGCCAUCGGACAGCUACGGGGUCGCUUCCAGAUCGAAGCCUGCGUUGGAGACCUCACGGCUGUUCUGGAGCAGAUCAAGUAUGGCGUCGUCGGACAUCGCUCACAUGCCAUCACACCAGAAUCGGAUGCCGUCAAACCCCACGCUGUGGCGGGCGCCGUUCAGAACGACUAUCCGCAGCUCUACGAUCGCAUUCACCUCUCCAACGUGCCUGACUACAUCGGAGGCACACUGACGUCUUACCUGUACGCAUUACCCACGGUCUACCCAGGUCCGCAAGCGUACAUCACAUCGACCUGUCUCCGCAACCCACCUCGCUUCUCUAGCGCUGAAGCAUUCGACGCAGAGUACACCGCCCUGCACAAACCUUCCGACAUUGAGAAGAUCUUCCACGUGGCACUGGAACGCACUCAAGACUACAAUAUGGACGCCAUGUUGGGAAUGAUGCCGAUGUGCGCUUAUCUCAGAUGGCACCACCAGGAGGUCUCGACAGAAUACAAAGACCUCAUGCCACGGUCACAGCUCGAGACUUGGAUCUAUCGCCUCUUCCUCAAGCUCGUCCUGCCAGUCGCCAAAGAAGAUACCGUCUCGAACACGCUGAUCUACUGUCCUCUCAAUUUGACCGUCAUCUUCCGCAUCCUCACCCAUCUUCAGGCAAUCGGAUACCCCGCACAUUGGCUGAGCGACAUCCUCUCAUCGAUAUUGUCAGGCUCCAUCACGACGACCGCUCGCCCUCCACGCUCCGAGCCACUCAAGCCGAAAGAGAUCGACACUGUCUUCCCUACCCGAAAGCAGACUCUCGCACCCUUCAUGGCCGAGUUCUCCACCCUCGCUACCAUGUGGCAACAAUACCCCUUCGGCGCCACCACCAACUUCGUACCCCUGGACAAAAUCAAACAAUACACCGUCAAAUUCCCCAAAGCCAAUUUCUCCGUCCGCACAUGGCCAGGCUUCAUCCUCGUCUUCCACAAAAAGACGCUCUCCGAACGGAUCGCCUCGAAUUUGCGUCAAUAUCUCCUCGAUGACGAGGUCGGUUUUAAGAAUAACAAGACGGCGAGGAUGUUGAGGGAGAAGGAGAUUCAUGUCCUUUCGACGUGGGAGUGGAAUCGGAAGGAGACGACGGCGAAGUUUUGGUUGAGGAGCGAUGUGGUGGAGGGGAUGAAGAGGGAUGGGGGUUGCCUCUGCGAUGCACCGUUGCAGUCUUCGCUCAAAAAGGAUGAGAGUGCAGUACUUGUUUCUUUCGGUCCGACGGCUUCUGCUGGGGUUGGCAAGGGCUGUGGCGUUGGGGUUGCAAAAGCCGUGGUGUUGAUGGCCACGAGCAAUGCGAAAAGACGGCGGAGAUUUGGAAGCAUUGUGAGCUUAUACUGCCACAAAGUCGAGGGCCUGAACGAGGGCUUCUCCUGGGCCUAAAGGGCUUCAUCCAUUCCUUCGGUCAUUGCUUGCUGCCUCCUGCUCCCACUGAUAGCCACGCUACCUGAGCUCAGUCGAGUUGAUAGCAAGGUUCCAAAGCAUUGAAGGUAACUUGCAUACGUCCAAAGACUGUCCGACUGCCUGCAAAAAGCUCGGGUCAAUGUCACAUACCAGAGCUGGGAAGCAGCAUUGGUGCAACUUGAUUGGCGGCCCUGGCCAGGGUAUGAGGCUUCGCAUUGGAUUGCUCCUAACUCAGAACAUCAGGCCAAAGCUCGAUGUUUCACUGCCACGAGAGAUCUGUUGUCGUACACAUGUUGCACUGCUACCAACGGCAUGUUGUGCUUCGCGCACCAUAGCGAUCCGUCCGGGAGUUGGUGGUUCAUGUCGAAGGCUGGUCGAGCUACUGGUGGGUAAUCCUGGCCGUGACUAAACAGCUACUGCAACUUGAUUCGUGGACGAGUUGUGCCAUU
Molecule: messenger RNA, 3314 nt
Organism: Zymoseptoria tritici IPO323
Lineage: Eukaryota; Fungi; Ascomycota; Dothideomycetes; Mycosphaerellales; Mycosphaerellaceae
Exons: 5
Coding region: 1-2844 (947 amino acids)
Molecular function (GO): protein binding
Source: RefSeq, a predicted model, not a curated record